UGGUCGUCACAAACUUUCCUUCAACAGCCACCAGCUGAAAUCCACUGAGUGCACAGACACACACGCACACACAGGAGGAACAGGAUGACCUUGCUCAAGUUGGGAAAAAUUAAAAACUAAAUUUGAGAGGCAAAGGAAACAAGAAGUCGCCAGACGAAAGGCUGUAGUGAGUUUGAUGGUCUGCUGAGGGACUGCAGGACUUGAUUGGCAGUGGGAGAACUUGUUCACCUGUCGGCACUGAGAGCUAUUGUUGGAAGACUAAUGACUGGACUCAGCGUUUGAAGGAAAACAAUUUGGAUUAGACCUUAUUCAAUGAGCUUUUGAAACACUGGACAACAAGGAGAGCCAAGAAAAGGGUGAGGUCCAUGUGAAAGAAGAGAGUAGGCCACAAGAGCACCAGCACAAAGAAUAUCACAGAGGGGAGUAUCAGCAUCUGGGAAGCAUCACCAACAAUGGAUUCCCAUGGAGGACACUACCUCAACAAAGACGCCGUGCUAUCCCCUUUAGGUGUAGCAAGGAUGUGCCAGCUAGUGCUAGGCUGCACUAUAAUUGCCUUGGUGGCCCACAGUGCAGAUUACAGUGCAAAUUAUGGAACCUUCUGCAUGUUUGUGUGGUGCUUCUGCUUUGCAGUCACACUGGUUGUGUUCACCUUGGACAUCACACGGCUCCACUCUUGUAUGCCUAUUUCUUGGGAUAACUUCACCGUGGCUUUUGCCAUGCUGGCUACGCUCAUGUACAUCACUGCCUCUGUGGUCUACCCUGUUUACUUCCUCCAAACUGAUGAGGAGGACUAUGAAGUUCAAAUUUAUCGUAUUGUUGUCACGGUCUUUUCCAGCAUCUGUGUUUUCCCAUAUGGAGUGGAGGUAUUCCUAACAAGAGCAAAACCAGGAACUGUGGUGGGCUACAUGGCUACCGUAUCUGGUCUACUCAAGGUGGUCCAGAGUUUUGUGGCCUGCAUCAUUUUUGGGGCUCUAGAUAAUGACAGUGAAUAUACCCAGCAUGUUGCCUUGCAGUACUGCAUUGUGGUGUACAGCUUGUGUUUCUCCAUCACUGUGAUUGUUGUUGUACUAACCGUGUCCGGUAGAACCUCUGCACUGAGGUUCCCAUUCGACCGGUUUGUGGUUGUCUACACCUUCUUUGCUGUGAUCCUGUACCUAAGUACAGCGCUGGUCUGGCCCAUCUUCAGCUUUGACAAGAAAUAUGGCACCACCACUCGACCUGAGGAUUGUCCCCGCGGACAAUGUCCUUGGGACAGUAAACUGGUUGUGGCAGUCUUCACAAACGUCAACCUGGUGUUGUAUUUUAUUGAUGUUGUUUACUCCCAGAGGAUUCGCUUUGUUUCAAACUCUGCUGUUUGAAAAGUUUUACUGCAGUUUGUUUUAGAGAAAAUGUAUCAUUUGAAGGACUUAUUACUUUUGAUUUGUAAUGUAAUAUUGUAAUAUGUAAUAUGAUUUUUUUUAUUUGUAUGUUCAAAGAGUAGCUAGAAUCUAAACCGUUUUCCUUGAUGUUGUCGAAUAAAGACAGCUUGGGUGGUCAAACGUAGCAAACCAAAAA
Molecule: messenger RNA, 1554 nt
Organism: Nothobranchius furzeri (turquoise killifish)
Lineage: Eukaryota; Metazoa; Chordata; Actinopteri; Cyprinodontiformes; Nothobranchiidae
Product: myeloid-associated differentiation marker-like protein 2
Cellular component (GO): membrane
Source: RefSeq, a predicted model, not a curated record